AUUCUGAUGCAAAUAUUGAUGGAUUUAAAGCACCUAUACCAGAUGAUGAUGAUAGAACUGAUGUUAUGAAUAUACAAACAAACUCAACACAAACAGAAGUACUUACACCUGUUAUAUCAAAUAAACUGAAACUAAAAUUUUACUUUCUUGAAAUUUGUGAUAAAGAAAUUGCAAAACAGAAUAACCCUUCUAUGGGUGACAUAUUUCUGAACAGAGAUUUGCAUAAUAUACAAUUUAGAGAAUAUUUUAAUCCUGUAAUGGAAUUUGAAUAUGAUAUUAAAUGUGAAGGAUGCCAAUAUGAACUACAUGAUUUUGUUUUUUGCUUAGAUUUAGAAAAAAUAAAAGUUUGUCAACUUGAUAAUGAUGAUUUAUCAGUAGCUAAAACAUUUAAUAUAGGAAAAUAUGCUUUUGUAUUUGUAAUUGAUUAUUUUAAUUGGAUGUAUCAAUUUAAAAUAAAAAGUGGUAAUGAUGAUGUGAUAAAAUUUGGAGAAACUUUCAAUUCUGAAACUGAAUUAAAAGAAGAUGGUAAUUUAGAUAAAGAAAUACAAAAUUCUAAUCUAAAUAAAAAACAAAAAAGUGAACUACAAACACUAUAUAUCAAUCAAGAAAGAAUGAUUAUUAGAUAUAAUGAAAUCAAAACUAGAAUUGAAGAAGAAACUAAAAUCAAUCGAUUAAAAGAUUUUCAAUUCUGGUAUAUGCAAAUUACUAGUAUUCAAAAUCUAACAGAUAGAUUAAAAGAAGAACUUCAAAAAAUGAGAAAAGAUAGAUUUGAUUUUUUAGUUGAUUACAUUGCAAAAUUCAAUAGAAUUCAACAAAGAAUUCAAGAUAAAACAGAAAUAGAAAGAUUAAAAGAUUUUUGGUUUUCUGAAAUUACCAAAUCUAAAUUAGAAAAUAAUGAUAAACAAAAACUUAAUGAACUCAGAGAAAAAUGUAUAAGAGAAUUAGAACAAACACAACUUGGCACAAAUAAUUUUAAUUAUAUAAGAGAUGAAAUAUGUAAUGAAAAAGAAAUACCAAAUCUAGAAGUAAAUAGACAUUGGUUUAGAGAAAUUAGAAAUAGCAGAAACUUGUCUGAAGAACAAAAAGUUGCUUUAAAUAUACAACGUGAUAAGAAAUUAAAAACAUUAUCAAAUGAAAAAUAUAAUACUUUAUUGUAUGAUGUUAUUGAAAAUGAAAUGAAAGAAGAUAAUAAUAAACAAUCAUUUGAAGAUAGUGAAAAAUAUGAUCUAUUGAUCCAAACUUUGGAAGGACCUUUUCUGGAUUCACUACAUACUAAAAAAAUAGAUAAUAUAAAUGAUGCUUUUGAAUUUUUAUUUAAUGAAAAAGGAAAAUAUAAAAACAAAGUAUCCUGUUUGAUACAAGAACUGCUUUUAAGUUACAUACAAAAAUUUCCUUAUACUGCUGAAAUUUAUAAAGAUAAUGAACAUGAUCAAUAUUUUAUUGAUAAAUCAAAUAAACAAUUCCAUUCAAUAUAUGAAAUUGAAGAUAUAGAUGAAUUUGUUAAUAACAUAAUCAAGAAAAAUUAUCUUUACAAAACAAUAAAAGAAAUAUUCGAUCAAGAAAAUGGUGUAAUAACUUUUAGUAAAAUAGUUGAACCAAAUGAUAAUGAAUGA
This is a messenger RNA of Cetraspora pellucida, 1613 nucleotides long. NCBI's taxonomy places the organism in Eukaryota, Fungi, Glomeromycota, Glomeromycetes, Diversisporales, Gigasporaceae. The record is from the annotation of a GenBank genome assembly.